GCGGCGGCGGCGCGGAAGGAGGCGGGGGGCGGCGGCUGCGGCGGCUGCGGCAGAGGGGCCGAGAGCUGGCGGCGGCGGCGGCGGCGGUCGUGAAGGGCAUCGGCGACGGCGGCGGCGGCGGUGGUGAUGGCAGAGACGCUCUGAAGAUGGAAAGAGCCAGGCGGAGGGGAGGUGGUGGUGGCGGUGGCCGCGGCCGCGGCGGCAGGAAUCUAGGGGGCUCUGGCCUAAGCAAGAGUAGACUGUAUCCCCAGGCCCAGCACUCCCACUACCCCCACUACGCAGCCUCAGCCACCCCUAAUCAGGCUGGGGGAGCAGCGGAGAUCCAGGAGCUGGCCUCCAAACGAGUGGACAUCCAGAAAAAGAGGUUUUACCUAGACGUGAAGCAGAGUUCCCGGGGCCGCUUCCUCAAGAUAGCCGAAGUGUGGAUAGGAAGAGGCCGGCAGGACAAUAUCCGAAAAAGUAAGCUGACCCUGUCCCUGUCCGUGGCCGCAGAGCUCAAGGACUGCCUAGGGGACUUCAUCGAGCACUACGCCCACCUGGGCAUCAAAGGCCACCGGCCCGAGCACGGCCCCAGCAAAGAGCAGAGCUCCCGCAGACGCCAGAAGCACCCGGCGCCCUCCCCGCCCGUCUCGGUGGGGUCGGAAGAGCAUCCACACAGUGUCCUCAAAACGGACUACAUAGAGAGGGACAAUCGGAAGUAUUACCUCGACCUGAAGGAGAACCAGCGGGGCCGCUUCCUGAGGAUUAGGCAAACCAUGCUGCGGGGCGCGGGCAUGAUAGGUUACUUCGGCCACGGCUUGGGCCAGGAGCAGACCAUCGUCCUCCCAGCCCAGGGCAUGAUUGAGUUUCGGGAUGCCUUGGUUCAGCUGAUCGAAGACUAUGGGGAAGGGGACAUCGAAGAACGAAGAGGCGGGGACGACGACCCACCCGAACUCCCAGAGGGGACUUCUUUCAGAGUGGACAAUAAAAGGUUCUACUUUGAUGUGGGCUCUAAUAAAUAUGGAAUUUUCCUGAAGGUAAGUGAGGUGAGGCCACCUUACCGUAAUACUAUUACUGUUCCGUUCAAAGCUUGGACAAGGUUUGGGGAGAAUUUUAUCAAGUAUGAAGAAGAGAUGAGGAAAAUUUGCAACAGCCAUAAAGAAAAGAGGAUGGAUGGCAGAAGGGCCAGUGGUGAAGAACAAGAAUGCCUCGACUAGAGUGAAAUUGAACUCCAUCAGGCAAAAUUUUAAAUCUUAGUUUGGCCAAAAGUACUGAUCCAUAACCAUUUUGAAGAAGUUUUUUUUUUUUCCUCUUUUUUGCCCUUGGUAUUAUUAAGUAGUACCUCCAGUAGUUUAUACUUCAAGAAGUCUGAUUCCACGUUGUUAUGGGUAGCUCACCUUAAUUGUUAUGGGAAUCCCAACUUCCCCAAACUAAAUUAGUUCAGCUACUUUAAGCUGCUCCAGACUAUUGAAGUAUGCAAAUCAGCACAAAAUGUGACAUUCUGACCUUCUAAAUACCAUAGCUAAAAUAUACCUUGCAUUAUGACAUAAUCCUGAACAAAGAUAUAUAUCCUUAACACGAGUUUGUAUUUAACAAGUCUUGCCCCGCCCCCCAAACACCACCAAAAAAGUAUUCCAUUCCUACUUCAUUAAAAGCUCAAGCUUGCCUGUAGGACAGUUACCACAGAAACAGAAAUUAACCUCCAGUAGAGUAUCCAGAUUUACUCAUUGAAGUACAAGCAGAAUAAUUUUGUAAUUGAAUGUUAUGAAACAGUACCAUUAAAGAAUCAAAUUUCAUUAGUCAAUUAAACCUUAAAAAUAGUUCUUAGUAAUUACUAUAGUAUGAUUUCUAUAAUUUCAAAUUUUGUGGUAACUCUACAGUUCAUAGUUGCCAUAUCAAAGCCAUGGGAGAGUUUUAGUUGAUUACACUAAACCAGAAACAAUCCCGUCUUCACAUCUGUUGAUUGUACCAUAUGUGUUUACUGACUUCCCAAAGUUUCAGAAAUUACUUUUAUGUUAGUAUUGGGUGAGAGGCUUCAUCCAGUGGCUUUGCUAUGGAAAUCUUGGUAGUUUAGCUGUCCGUGCUAAUUUAAGAUUAUGAGAGGGUUUUUUUAUCCCCCCCCCAAAAAAAUAUAUAUGUAUAUCAUGGACCAAGGUGUUCCUUUUUAUGCCUCUUAUCCAACACUAUUUCAGAGGGGUUGGUGCACCAGUUAACUGAUAUAAAAAUACAUCUGAAAUAAAACAUUUUAAUAGCACUUUUGCAAUUGCUACCCUGGAACCAUGUCAACACUUCGAGAAUAAACCUGACUUUUACAAGUAUUUUAAUUCCAGGAAAGAAAAAAAAGUCAUAAUUUUUCUCUUUAAAUGCAUGUAGUUAUCAGUCUGGGAAAAAAUUGUAAUUUAAAGAUUGAUUAUAAACAUAUUUAAAAGAAAAUGGCAGGUGUUUCCCAAGGUGCUCUUUAUGCUUCUUAAAGAGGUUUACUUAGACAAGUCUCACCCAAUUACCUGUAUUAAAAAUUCCUUUCCAGGAAGUGCCACAGCAACUUUUCAAUACUUAAGCAAUUUUUUUUAAAAUUGGAUAACUAUAUCCAUUAUGUGUACCAACCUACCCUGUAUUCACUGACUGAAACCAUCUGUUGAGCUACAUUUUAUUCUGAAUGAAGUAACUGUCUUUUAACAUGGAUUUAUUCAUUUCCCAUGCAGUUAAGUUCAUAUAUUCAUGUUUAAGAGCCAGAACACUGAUGUCCACUCCCAAAUACAGUUCUUAGGAAAGAGAGCUGACUUCGUGGAUGGAGACCAGAAUGUAGCUCCUCUUCUGUAUAUGUAAUUCAGAAUUAUGUGAACAGUCUUUUUUUUUAUUUCCUCGAAGGGUUUCCCCCAAAUAUGUUUAAGUCAGGUCACUAAGAAAACCUUGUGGUACGAAUUAAGGAAUUAGUUUCAUUGGUUUAUGCUAAUUGAGAACAAGUACUCAGUAACCCAGACCUGUAUGCUGGUGUUGGUUUGCAGAUUGUAUUUCACGUUUCCUCACUAGUGUGAAGGAAUCUCAGUUCAUUGUAACUGGACCAUCUGGAUCACUGCGGAACAACGGAAGGUUAGAAGACAAUGUUAGUACUAGAGUUAAUAGCACAUGGUGGGUGUUAAGACUCUAACAGUAGCAAGGAUUUUUAAACAGUCCUAAAACUGUAAAAAUAGCUAUGUAGUCUUGCUAAAAAGUAGUUCCUGGUAUAUGAAGGAGGGAUGUGCACUUGAAUUACUGUACUACUGAUUGUUAUUGCUGCCCAUCAUAGUGCCUAUUAAUAAUAACCAACCUGUCAGACUUUGGCAAACUGGAACUGUGAAUAUUCCAGUAUUCAAUUGUUCCUAUCACUAUUGCUAUGAGUGUAUACUCUUUCUCUUAAAAUCUUCCUUUCUAAAAUAUUUAUAUUCAUUAGGUCUAAAAUAUUUCUCUUUUUUUUUUGGUUUUUAGUUAAAUGAGAUUUGAACAUGUGUGUCUGUGUCCAUGGACAUAUGUAUAGGGACACACAUAAUACGUCAUAUUCAAAUAGAAGUAUCCUUCAUUCAUUGUAUGUAAAUAUCAGUUUGAUUUUGCAUUUUAGUUACUUAAGGAAAAUUAGUUAACAUGCCAAAUUUCACAUCAUGUACGUAUCCCUCGAAGUUUUUACCAUCUCACAGUUGCAAAUUGGAUAGAUGCACAUAUAUCAGCAGUUGAACAUGCAUUACAAUCGUUAAGUCUUCUGCCAUUCCUUUUGUUUCACUUUUUCAUAGUUAAUGCAUUCACUAAAAAAUUAAAUGCUAUGACUUUUUUGAUACUUAAAAUUCCCAAAAAUUCAUUAGCCAUAAUAUGAUCCAGCUCAAAACUCUGGUAUUAGGACACAUAUUGCCAUGUAUCUUGUAAAGUAAGCUACUAUUCUUAUCUGUGCAAUAUAAAUUUUAUUUAUCGUCCUUUGUAACCUAAAUGGAGCUGCAAGUGUACAUGGUUUUCUUCAAAGUAAUGAGAUCCCUGCCUUGAUGACAUUAACUGUUAAGGCAACUGGAUGUUACAAGUCAAAAAAAUGAACGUUAAAGUAGUAACCAAAAUUAGUAGUUCUCUGUAUAAUACUAAAACACUGAUGUUUGCACGUAAUAAUCUAAGCAUUAUGUGAUACAGACUCAAAACUGUAAUAAUAUAAGCUAAUAGUUAUGAAAUUUAGAAACGGGUUCCUUGAAUUAGUUGGCAGUAUGCUCCUAGCAACUGAAAGCAACACUAAUCUGUUGCUUAUAUGCAAAUGAUGCAAUGUAUUAUAAAGGUAUUAAAGUUCUGCCACAUUUUAUAAUUUUCCUUGUUAAAGCCCCAAACUGCCAUGUCCCUUAAACUUGAGUCAAACACAAGCUUAUUUGCACUAAAGAGCAUGGCCAAAAAAAAAAAAAAAAAAAAAAAAAUGACAGGGUGGAAAAGCUAAUUGGAACCUCUUGAAAUAGUUGGUUCUAAUGGGAGAAUUUCACAUUUGUCUAUUUGCAAGCUAUAUGGUCCAGGCAGACAAUCUGUCAGUUCACUAAUUUAAUAAUGCACUUUACCUUUUGUAUAUAGAAGAUGUACAUUUAUGCCACUUGACAGGUGAGAUGUGUUUCGAUAACUAUAUAGUUAGAAUCUGUAGGGUGAUCUCUUGCAUGCAUGUUUAUGUUGGAACCGAUGUAGUAACAGGUUUCCAUUAGAUUAAUGUAACUAACAGAGAAGGGUAGAAGAUGCUUUUGAAACAAAUCCCAAUAUAUUUAACAAAGAAUUUUAA
Ochotona princeps (American pika) is the source of this 4744-nucleotide messenger RNA. It is a transcript of the gene PURG, whose product is annotated as purine rich element binding protein G. Gene Ontology annotation, molecular function: purine-rich negative regulatory element binding; RNA polymerase II transcription regulatory region sequence-specific DNA binding; DNA-binding transcription factor activity, RNA polymerase II-specific. Gene Ontology annotation, biological process: regulation of transcription by RNA polymerase II. Lineage: Eukaryota; Metazoa; Chordata; Mammalia; Lagomorpha; Ochotonidae. Gene Ontology annotation, cellular component: nucleus. The transcript has 2 exons. The coding region runs from base 147 to 1196 and encodes 349 amino acids. The record is from RefSeq and is a predicted model, not a curated record.